Sclerotinia sclerotiorum 1980 UF-70 is the source of this 528-nucleotide messenger RNA. RefSeq lists its product as hypothetical. The record is from RefSeq and is a predicted model, not a curated record. Lineage: Eukaryota; Fungi; Ascomycota; Leotiomycetes; Helotiales; Sclerotiniaceae. The coding region runs from base 1 to 528 and encodes 175 amino acids. The transcript has a single exon.
AUGGGAACAUCACAAAACCCAAACUGGGAAAAAGAAUGGGAAAAACCUUACGUGGGGUUCCUAAUGCCAUGUCAUAGUACACCGUGGAGAAGUCAAUUGAUUUAUAAGGAACUGGGUGCUUGGGCUUUGGGUUGUGAACCUCCGAUUCAUUUGGGUGUUGAUGAGAGGGGGGGUUAUAGAGAUGAGGCGGAUAGAUUCUAUGAUGAUCCGUGGAGGUUUUUACGAGAGGAAAUUGUUGGCUUGUCGGAGUUGAGUGGGAAUGAGGAGGAGGAAGGAGGUGGUGGUCAAGAAAAAGAAAAAGAAAAAGAAAAAGAAAACGAAAAAAUGAAAUAUAAAAAACAAUGGCCGCGCUAUCUAGUAGGAUUCGAGGGAAUAGAAAAAGAUAUUCGUGGAUUUUAUGAAGGUUCGAGAGCGGGAGAGGGAGAGAAAAAAGGUAUGGAAAUGAAAGAAGUUUGGAGAGAGAGGAAUACUCAGUGGAUUGAUGAUUGGAGACGUAUGGGUGAUGUAGUUGUUUGGGAAUUUGUGUGA